Passer montanus (Eurasian tree sparrow) is the source of this 2279-nucleotide messenger RNA. RefSeq lists its product as uncharacterized. Lineage: Eukaryota; Metazoa; Chordata; Aves; Passeriformes; Passeridae. The record is from RefSeq and is a predicted model, not a curated record. Bases 1296 to 1949 code for a protein of 217 amino acids. The transcript is spliced from 2 exons.
UCAGCCUCAAACCCUCCGUGCUUUCUGCAAAGCAGUCAUCCCUCCGAUGCCCAAACUUUGCAGGGCGGAGGCUGCCGGGGCGGGAGCGGGGCUGUGGGAGCAUCGCUGCUGCGGGAUGCUGGCGGUGGGAUCGAUGAUGUCCUCCCCGCUCCCGGCAGCGCCCGCGAUGUGAUUCCUGCCUGCCGGCGGCUCCGCUCCCAGACAAAGGCUGAGCUCAGCGCCCGCGGGCGGCUGGAGCCGGGCUGCUCCCCGCCUUCCCCUGCACCUCCCCGCGAACAUCCAGCAGACGGAUCAAAGCUCAUCUUUUGUCAUCGAAGGGAUUAACUCCCCGGGGAGCAGCGGCGGAGGCUGAGCCUACGCUGCCGGCACGCAUUGCCUGCUUCCCAGCACGCUCAGGAGUUUCGGAGCCAACCUCCCGGCAGCUAAUCCCCCUCGCUGCCGGGGCCGGGAGGCUGGGAAGAGCCGGCAGGUGAAGGGGCAGGAGGGCAGAGAGCGGGGAGGAGUGUCACACGCACCCCGCACGCCGGGCAGCGGCUGCGGAUCGGCGGCUGCGUGCGGGAGCUCCGCGGGGACCCAGCCCGCAAUGAAACGGGCUGGAGCAUCAGGCGGGAGGAUCUGUGCGCUUGGAAAAGUCUUUAAGGUAAAACCCGACACCGGCCGCUCCUGGACUGGGCUGGGGACCGGGUGCUGAGCUCUCUGCCGGCAUGCUCGCUGUCUCUGACUUGGUUCUGUCUUUAAAGGAAUCGAUCGGGAGAUGCCGGUAGAAGAAGUUGCAGAAAGCCAAGCCGGAAUGGCCGGGAGCUGCGCGCCGCCGGCCCGGUCGCACGCCGGAGCAGCUGAACUUUGUGGGGUCUGAGCGUUCUGAACGUUCUGCGAACGCUCUGGGCAGCGCUAACGGGAGAGCCAGGACCGCACCGCGCACCCCGAGCCUGGGGCAGAGCCACGCGGGGAUUUCUGUCUCUCCAAGGACCAUCGCCUCUGAAAAAGAAAAAAAAGCUGGAGAAGGGCAAUUUAUCUUUCUUUUCCAGAUGACUGAAAAUAUCUACCGGGUCCUGUCUCUCUGGUUUUCGUCGGUGAGUAGCAUAAGGGACAGGCGGCUGAGGAACAAAAAUGAUAUCGGUCAAAAUCAUUCCAGCACCUACUUUUUACUAAGGAACUUCAUGCCCGUAGGGGUUUUCUGGAGGCAUUUCCAGGAGUGAGACGAGGUACCACAGAUGCAUCCCUACGGGAUCAUGUAAGAAUUUGCAAAUGAGAAACGUACCCCAUCCCGACCUUCUCUGCCCGCUUUGCAGUACAUGGUUUGGUGUAAGCACAGCAAUUCUCACCUCUUUCUCUCCCUUUUAAGUCUCUUGAGCUUGGAGACCUCUUUCCUCAUUGCAAUUAUGAUUAUUUGCAACAUCAGUGCCAUCAAAGAUUGGAGCACUUUCCUUUCCCAAAUCCUCCCCAGCGUUAACAAGACUCUGAACUUGGUACAGCAAGUGGAAGCCACCACCAGCUCGGUGGUAAGUGUCCUCCAGGACCCCGAACAGGACAGCUACCUGUCCAAUAGCCAGUCCAUGAACUCCAGCAACUUCACAGCUGGCCUGGACCACUUGUUCCAGUACUCAUACUCGGACAAUGACCAGCUCUACAAGGAGUACAAGCCCCCUCCUCGAGACGCCAUUCCUCUGCCCAAGGCUGUCCUCUACCUCCUCAUGGCAGCCCUGGUGGUGGUGGCAGUGGCGUAUGCCAUCGUCGGGCAUCUCAUCAAGGACCUCAUUUACGACUUUGUAGAGUGGAUCUUUGGCCCCAGCCCGGAUGACAACAGCAACAAGAGCGACAUCAACUGCAUCAGCAACAGCGUCAACGAGAUGAGCGAGAUGCCCGAGGCGCCGCGGCACCGGGAGCGGCAGCCCCAGGACGUGGUCAUCGCCAUCGGCGAGAGCUGCCACCUGCCCCAGCAGACGUGACCGGCGCCAGGCCGGGCCGGGCGGGAUGGAGCAGCACGAUGGAGAGGAGGCAUGGAGCAGAAGGAUGGAGCAGUGACACAGUGCAGCAGCCGCCUCGCAGGGCCGGGCAGGGAGAGCAAGGGAUGGGCAGAGCCGGCGCCGUGGAGCAAAGCCCUUCUCCCCCUGGUUUUACCAGCCUGGAAGGACCUUGCGGGGGUGGGUGGCAUCACCCUCUCUCCCAGGCUUGUCAGCCCUGUCCUGACGUCUGCCCUUGGGUUUGUGACCCCUUCUUUGUUCCCUGUGAAUAGCAAAAAAGAAAAAGCAAAUGCAAAAUACAGCCACCAGACAAAG